CUUCGAUAUAGUCCAACAAUGAGCGCCGAACAACAAAAGGUCACCAAGAACCCCAUGCGCAACCUCAAGAUCGAGAAGUUGGUUCUCAACAUUUGUGUUGGUGAAUCUGGUGAUAGACUUACUCGUGCCGCCAAGGUACUCGAACAAUUGACCGGUCAAACUCCUGUCUACUCUAAGGCUCGUUACACCGUCCGUACUUUCUCCAUUCGUCGUAACGAAAAGAUUGCCGUUCACGUCACUGUCCGUGGUCCCAAGGCCGAGGAAAUCCUUGAACGUGGUUUGAAGGUCAAGGAAUACGAACUUAAGACUCGUAACUUCUCUGAUACUGGUAACUUCGGUUUCGGUAUUGAUGAACACAUUGACUUGGGUAUCAAGUAUGAUCCUUCCAUUGGUAUCUACGGUAUGGACUACUACGUUGUCAUGGGCCGUCCUGGUUACCGUGUCUCUCGUCGUAAGCACUGCAAGGCCAAGGUUGGUGUCACUCACCGCAUCAAGAAGGAGGAAUCAAUUGAAUGGUUCAAGAACCGUUUCGAUGGUGUUGUCAGCAACAAGGACUAAAUAAAAACAAACCUUUUGUAAUAAAUAUGCAUUCUAUUGUUUACCGCAAAGGAGGAGUAUUUUAAAGUGUAUCAAGUGUUACUUGUAUUUAUCAUGCGCAUACUAUCUUUCAUGUAUCAAAGCUUAAAUUUAUACUUGUAAACAUGGUG
Messenger RNA from Rhizopus microsporus ATCC 52813, 707 nucleotides. RefSeq names its product ribosomal protein L5. The record is from RefSeq and is a predicted model, not a curated record. Gene Ontology annotation, molecular function: RNA binding; structural constituent of ribosome. Gene Ontology annotation, cellular component: cytosolic large ribosomal subunit; ribosome. Lineage: Eukaryota; Fungi; Mucoromycota; Mucoromycetes; Mucorales; Rhizopodaceae. The transcript has 3 exons. Gene Ontology annotation, biological process: translation. The coding region runs from base 19 to 558 and encodes 179 amino acids.